AACAUGCCCCAAAAAUAGUGCAGCAAGCUCAUUCUUUGACUCCAGGAGUAUACUUGGGAUCCCUUGACUCGGCAAAGAGAAGGGCCAUGACUAGGGGCGCACGUCGCGGCGACGGCCCCUGGCCGCCGGAACAUCAGAUCUCCGCACUCUCCAUACCGGAGAUCCAUGCUGAUCCCCCGGCGCACUGCUCCUCGUCUGCGCCGUCGAUGCAGGGGGUGGAGGGCGCUCACGCAGAUCCGGCAGACGCUGGUCUCUCGAUCCCUCACACUGCGCAGACGGAGUGCUGGAGGAUUCAUUUCGCCGACGAGUGCUCGUCUGAUGGCUGGAUCGAGGGUCGUCUUCAACAUAAUCCAUCGUCUAGGUGGACGGGGAUUAUCAAUUUGGACAACGAUGUCCUUGCCGACGAUUACCUGGCGGCCGACGUCCGGAUUACGGUUAUCUUCAGAGCUACUGCAUGGAUCCGUACGUGGUCCUUACUCACUCCUACGGAAUCCAGGGAGCCGCUGGUUACUGGGUGCAACCAAUGGAAGAUGGUAGCACGGGUUAUAUUCAAGCAAUUUGGAUGAAGGUCGCUUAACAGGAUAGGAGUUUAGGUCUCUAGUCCUGUUAUCAUCAUCGGUUGUAAUCUUGAGGUCUUUUAUGGCUUUGCCAUCCUGCUCCUUUUGCGAGGGAUACUAUUUGUUUUUUAAGACUUUUAAUAAUAUUGCUGCAUGCAUCAUUCAGAUGCAGA
Messenger RNA from Triticum aestivum (bread wheat), 730 nucleotides. RefSeq lists its product as uncharacterized. The record is from RefSeq and is a predicted model, not a curated record. The transcript has 2 exons. NCBI's taxonomy places the organism in Eukaryota, Viridiplantae, Streptophyta, Magnoliopsida, Poales, Poaceae. Bases 87 to 566 code for a protein of 159 amino acids.